Messenger RNA from Postia placenta MAD-698-R-SB12, 824 nucleotides. RefSeq lists its product as hypothetical. NCBI's taxonomy places the organism in Eukaryota, Fungi, Basidiomycota, Agaricomycetes, Polyporales, Adustoporiaceae. The record is from RefSeq and is a predicted model, not a curated record. The transcript has 10 exons. Gene Ontology annotation, biological process: carbohydrate metabolic process. The coding region runs from base 1 to 759 and encodes 252 amino acids.
AUGUCGCCACUGCGAGCUACUGUGAACUGUGACAUGGGAGAGGGGUUUGCGCUCUACAUAAUUGGAGACGAUGAAGCACUGAUGAAGACUAUCCACCUUGCUAAUGUUGCCUGCGGGUUUCACGCUUCAGACUUCAACAUUAUGAACAAAACUGUUGCAUUGGCCAAGGCGAACAGCGUACUCGUCGGAGCUCAUCCAUCUCUACCCGACCCUCAGGGAUGGGGGCGCCGCGAGAUGGCCAUGGAACCGGAUGAGCUCGCGUCGUGUUUCAUCUACCAAGUGGGAGCGCUCCUUGGGUUUUUGCAAGUACAUGGAGUCCCGCUGAACCAUAUCAAACCCCAUGGCGCGGUCUAUGGUCAGACGGCUCGAGAUAUAGCACUAGCCCGGGCUGUGGUGGGCGUCGCGAAAACGUUCGGCGUGCCAUUCAUGGGGCUCGCAGGAACGUAUCAUCAGGUAGCUGCUGAAGAACUCAGCGUGCCAUUCAUUGCGGAAUGGUUUGCGGAUCUGGAGUAUAGCCCUGAAGGCAAACUAUUGAUCACAAAGAAGCAUGACCCAGUUCCUUUGGACGCAAUCCGGGCAAGGGUCUCAAAGAUGCUGACGGAAGGCCAAGUCACGACGAAGUCAGGCGGCUUCGUACCUCUGGGCACGGCUAUCUCCGAGGUGUCUAUCUGCUGCCACUCUGACACACCAGGUGCGGUUGAGAUUGCGCAGACCGUGAAGGCUAUGGUGGAUGACAGUAACGCGAAGCUGAGUGCGUGAUAUCCCGCAACCAGCGUUGGCUGUGUUAGGUGUCUGUGCGCGAAUGCUGCGCGUGUAUUUGUAUC